Diachasma alloeum is the source of this 5483-nucleotide messenger RNA. RefSeq names its product metal-response element-binding transcription factor 2 (gene Pcl). Gene Ontology annotation, molecular function: DNA binding; chromatin binding. NCBI's taxonomy places the organism in Eukaryota, Metazoa, Arthropoda, Insecta, Hymenoptera, Braconidae. Gene Ontology annotation, biological process: chromatin organization; regulation of DNA-templated transcription. The coding region runs from base 352 to 2814 and encodes 820 amino acids. Gene Ontology annotation, cellular component: nucleus. The record is from RefSeq and is a predicted model, not a curated record. The transcript has 9 exons.
UCGAAUUCCCAAAGCACUCCGACUACAACCUCCUAUAACCUCCGUCCGCGAGCGUCUCCAGCCCUCGCCGGCCCACCUCGCGCCCCUCGGGGCGCCGUCAGUCCCCCCGAAAACCCUCAUCCCCCCGCAGCCGAUAAAUCGCGAGUUAUUCGCGCUCGGAAAUCGGCCCUUGCCGCCCGAUUUUUUGUGCAUAAACUGCAUGUGUGUCAGUGUGUGAGUGUUCUGGGGAGAACCGCGGCGGGGCACUGUGCGUGGUCGUUGCGAAUGGCCGACGAGAAAACCAGGGAAGGAUGGAGGAUAACAAUCGGGACUGAUUCAGUCGGCGAAAAAGCCAAGCAGUAGGGCAGAAAGAUGUCUGAGCCAGAGGAGAGUCCGGCUGUGCCGGAUAGCACCACCAGGGAACAACGCCUUGGUUUCUCCCACGGUGAGGAUGUCCUGCUCCAGCACAAAGAUGGAAAAUACUACCUUGGUACAAUCGUUGAGGUUGACUUAUCACGCGAAAGAUGCCUGGUUAAAUUUCUCGACAAUACAUCAGCCUGGUCAACUGCCAAGGAGCUCACUAAACUCGCUAUGCCAGAUUCAGAUGUUAUGUGUGUACUGUGUAAAAAAUCACAGCCAAAGAGUGACAAUGAUAUUGUCGUUUGCGACAAGUGUGGCAGGGGUUAUCACCAGCUGUGUCAUCAGCCUCAUGUGUCCAAGGAGGACGCAUCCCCAGAUUCACACUGGAUGUGCAAGAGGUGUGUGGACUGUCAGCCCAGGGUGAGAGAGUCUGGGGAUCCCAAGAAUUCUAUGAUCAAGGCGAAUAUCAGGAAGGUCUGCAGUGGGAGGGAUCAACCGGAACCACCACCUCAGGAUUUGACUAAAUUACCUUACGAUCCUGAAAUGUUGACAUGGGACACUCAUCACCGAGUAAAUGCCGAACAAAUUUAUUGCUAUUGUGGAUUGAACGGCGAAUGGUACACGCAGAUGCUGCAGUGUGCCAGAUGUAAGAUGUGGUUUCAUGAAAAAUGUGUCAGCUGUCUCACUCAUCCACUCUACAGUGGAGACAGGUUUUACGUAUUUGUCUGUUCAACCUGCAAUUAUGGAAACGAAUUCGUUCGUCGACUCGAGCUGAAGUGGGUGGAUCUGGUGCACCUGAUGCUGUACAAUCUCACUGUUUAUAAUGCAAAGAAAUAUUACGAUCUUGAUACGGUUAUCAUACCUUAUGCCAUGGAGAAUUGGAAUUCACUGCAACUACCUCCUAAUAUUCUCCAAGCAAAUGCAGCAACACGUCGUGAAUCAAUCCUCCAGAUUCUCUGCAACAACAGAAACCGAUUCAAAUGUGGUCGUGAAAUAAAGAAACGUACAACGAUAUGGGGUCUGCGAGUCAGAUUACCACCGCCGUGUCCAGUUGUUAAUUUACCAUCAACUGGUCUCGUUGACGAUUCCGUUUUGAGGAGAUGCUGGGGUGGGAACAAAAGACUGCAGUAUCUUCUGCCGCCCGAAAGUUCGAUAACAAUACCAGAAAGUACAAAGCCACCGAGUCCAAUAAAACAGAGUCCUGAGAACGUUGAGAUCUCAGUGCAUCCAUCGGACGUAGUGAUGCGAGGUACUGUGUUCCAAAGCACUGCGGCUGAUCAGAGUACGUGCCCAAGCCCCAGCUCCAAGGAAACAGCUACUCAGUCACUGCGCGACAGGUACAGUGGUGGUGGAUUUGUUAAAAAGUCGUUCCCCUUUCCAAAAUUAAGUUUGCAACGACGAAGGAGAUUGAUGGCACUUGGCAGUUCACGUGAAAGAAUGCUGAGGAAACACAAGAAACGGGAGAAAGGCUGUGUUGAUACUGCCAAGGCGCAGGGGGUGAGGGAGGCGAGAUACAGAAAGGCGAGGAAACUCCUAAAAAACGCUAUUGCCAAGAGUAAAACGAGGUCUCCAGAGGUGUCAGACCUGCCUCCGACCCCUCCGACCUCGGUGUCAGGGCCGCCAACGCCGCCAGCAACGACAUCAGCCAUGAGUGAGCUCUCAGUGCCAAGUUCAGUGGACCUGAUGCACCCCCUGCCCCCCUCGACCCCAGCAGACACUAGCGGAGACGAGACGAGCUCACGUGGCACCUUGGACUCCUUCAUUCCGCCUCCGAAGGACUUCGAGGGAAAGAACAACCCCUUCCGUAAUUUAAGCGAGCUCCUGGGCACCCCCGUGCAGAGCACCUCGAGCACACCCCUCCCCUACAGCCAGCCCCCCAUCACCCUCCCCCUCCCCCUGACGCCGGUGAUAUCGCAACCGCCGAUAGUGAGGCCUGCGAAGCGUCAAUUGUCCGAGAAGGACAUAAUAAUUGACAGAAAUGGACAGGUCAAGAGGAGGCGACAGCACCGCAGGGGUCGCCCACCCCAGCAGCCCCAGCAGCAGCAGUUCCAGACGACUGCCAGCAAAACAGCUGCCAUUCUGCCAGCCAGAAGCAACGAGGUCAAGGGGGACUUCGUCAGGAACCUCAGGAGUUCGUUCAACAGCUCCUCCAGCAGCACCAAUAGCCAAAUAGCCAAUUGCGUGGAUUAUGCGCUCAAUGGGAGGCGAUUGAGGCAACGUCAGAGCAAUGAGAAACUCGUGCCACCUGAGGGGGGACAGAGCAAGAGCAGAACUGCUCCAACCUCACCGAAAUGCUCGCCUGUCAAGCAGAACGCGCCUGACAUCUCCAUGGACGAUCUCAAGUCCUCUGUCAAUAUGUAUUUUGGGGCUGCUAACAGAAUUGCCUCGGGGGAGAAGUUCGUCGUUAGGGCUAAGAGAAUCGGUCCUGAGGGACAGCUACAGUAUCUCAUUGAGUGGGAUGGGCCUAAGACAUAACGACGAGAAAACGCCGUCCACGUUUGCUGAAUCGUAUCACUUGUAAAUAUAAUAUUAAUAGUGCGAAUGUCAGAUGACGUCAGUGAAUGUGUACCGCGUGUACGUUAAUGUUUUCUGUGGCAAACAAAACGAUGAUUGAACUCACAGCUGGAUUAUCAUCGAACAAUGAUGAAGAUUCAACAACUCAUUGAUUUUUUUUUUCAUAAAAAGAUAAUAGAAACAAGAAAGUGACGAUUGAUCCAGUGAUACUGGUUCCUCGAGGAUAUACUGGGGAUAUUUUUGGAUAAUUUAGCUGCAAGAUUAAUUGAUACGAAAGCAGAAUUUUCCCUGCGAAAUUUAUUUUUCCAAUGGCAAUAUGAGAAAGUGAAAUAUUAUUAGAUGUAGUUGUUCUGCAACUUCUUCUCCUGAAGGUUUACUAGAUGCAAUUGAUUUGGAAAGUUUUAUCAAGGGAUUCAUCGUGAGAGUUUAUUGCAUCAGGAGAAGCUGCUGUGGCAUUGCUCACAAGACUAUCAAGACUCAACAAAAAAUACUUAUGUCUCAAAAUCACCUCAACCAAAACAGACGAACGAUACUUGCUUUCAUUAAAUUCAAUCGUUAAAUUGCGCAGAUGAAUCCUCCUCUUGGAGAAUAUUUAGUCCUUCAUCCACAUGUCAGAAGCCAAAAUAACAAAAUUACUCACCUGAUGAUCGAGCACGAUCAAUGUGGUGUUAACAAGAGCUUAUUAGAGAAUUUAAAAAAGAUUUCCAAGUGCAAAUGGUGCAAAUUGCGUUUUGUUACGAAAAAAAUUCUACUCAUGACUCGAAAUCCAUGAUUGAACAAUAAUUUUGCUUAUCACAUAAACGAUGAUAACAAAAAACCAAAGUAUUUGAAGACAUUGCACCUCUCGACAUUUGUAUUAAAUCGUUCAGUCGAAUUUCAUUGAACAUUUACGUGAUGUUCAAAAACGACAACAAGAAAUGAACACUGCCAAACUCCUAAUUUAUAAUUAAACUCCAAUAUUUAAAUACUGCUUUGCUAUUAUUCUAUGUUACCCUUUGUUACAACUCAAAGGAAUCUCGUUAUAAUAUCGUUUGUGUUCUGAAGUUUAAAUUUUCACAUUACGUGAAAGUUAUCACACGAAUAAACUGUGUUCGUAUUGAACUAUUGAUGAAACAAAUCGUUAAGAUUUUUAUUUUCUAGCUCUCGUGAGGCACAUGUUAUCGUAUAUUAAUUACGAUAUUACUUGUGCAGCAUUUCAAUUCACGAGGCGAUUACACAUUUUAUCAUGAUGACAAACUGAGAAAAAUUAAAAGAUAUAUAAAAUUUAAUGAAAUUAGGAGGAAAUUACUGCCAGUAUCGUAUGUAAAUAUUUCCAAUUUUUAUUGAAAUACAUAUGUUAGAUUAACAAAGUUAUUGGAUACAUGUUUGUGAGACGAUGUGUGUGAGAAUGGAUUAUCGUGAAAAAAGAAAAUAAUGGCUCAAGCGCUUCCAGUGGACACGUCUGCGCCGUUGGACUCCCCAUAAUGCCCACCGAAAAUAUUCCAAAAAUAUUGAAAUGGUAAAUGUGUUGAAACAUAAUCAUCGUUCAAUAAAACUUUUGUGCUGUACGAAUCAUCGAUAUCACUAUUGUUUAAUUUAUCAUAAAAAUAAAAUUAUAUUACGAAAUAUAUUUUUCAUCCUCCAUGAACAUGUCAACCGAUAGUCGAAAUUAUUUUGCUGACCAAAAGAAGAUGUCAGUCAGGUGUGGAAAAUGUGAAUGCACGAUUGGAAGAUCAAUUGAUUCGAGUGCAUUGAUCCAAGCCCCUCUUAAUGUGAUGUGAUCUACGAUUAAUGUAAAGAUGAACUAAAAAUGGUCCACUGUGAGAGAAUGUGAGGGAUGACUGAGGAAUGUGUGCGAAGUGAAUGAUGACUUUUAUGUUUAUACAGCUGAAUGCGAAAACACUUUUAUUCGUGUAUGGGUAGUUAAGGAAUAAGAUUUAUUAAUUUUCUUUAGUGAAAGGGGCUCCGGGGGAAUGGGUGGGGCCCACUUAGAUCCCAUCUGCUUCUUAUCUUCAAUGUUGUUCUGUUCAGCUUGGGCAAAAGAGACUGAUAAAUAGAUCCUUUAUCAUUUUUCAUUCGUGUCAAGUUCAUUGUCUCAUUUUAUCAUAAUUCUCGAUUGUUUUAUUCGUAAUUAGGUGAAUUGAUAUCAUUCCUCUCUAGAGAAAUUGGGUUCAUUCUCGAUAGUGUUGAGUCGUUGAAUGCAACAAGCGAUCAUCAUUCGCGUGUAAAUAUAUCAUCGUUAAUUAUUACGAUUAAUUGAUUAUCAUUCGCCUGUUGGGGGGGAAUUCAUGAGCGAAUGCGUGAUGAGUGCCAGUGAUCAGGGGUUGCGAAGGGUGAAUGCUUUUUUGUUUUUUUUUUAGUUGGAGUAAGGGCGGGCGAUACAUGUAGAUGAUACUGUUUACGUUAUCAAUUUUUAAUGUACUCUCAGACAUUUCAAUUUAUUACAAUACCGUAAUGAAAGGAGGACGACACGAACUGCUACCAAGAUUGUUUUCCUUUUUGGCAUACUUACAUAUUGCUAUGAAUCUUUUUAUCAUAAUGUAUGGAAUAAACAUGAAGUAAUGAGAUAGUAAGAUUUAUAAUUAUUACGAUGAUUGGUGUGAUGACUGUAAAGUAUACGUACGAUUUUUUGAAUGAUAAUAAAUGCAAGA